AUGCAUGUAGUUCAUGAUGAUGUGAGAUGUGGACCGUGGCAGUUUAAGCCAUAUUUGCACUGCAGCCCAUUGGGCAACACCUUCCGUCUCCUCCCUGGCUGGCCCGAGGCGAGACUUGCUGAGAGCAAACGUCAGCAGCAGAGAAUACUCGCCUCUUCGUUCAGUUCUCCAGCUGCAGGGUUACCGAGUAAUGACCCAUCGCCGUGGAGAGAGAGAUCUUUGACAUUCUUUCUCCGACGAGGACUGCGUCCGAUCCAACACACAGUAAUCACCACCAACCUCAUCGGCACAACCACGCUCUCGCCCGAUCGCUCAGGCUGUCCCACCGUCCUCGAUCUCGCACACAGUUUCCAAACUCUCUCUCGUAACCUUGAGCGCUUCGUCGAUCACGCUCUGCGGUACAGCAAGACUUUGCGCGCUGCCAGCGCUGCCCGCCGCCGCCGCCUCGCCAUUCGUCUUCUUGCCAUUGACCUCGGAUGUGCCGUUGGUCGCCGCCGCCGCCUUGCUGCUACCGCCGCCCGUCACGGUGUCCUGCCGUAUGUCGUCCAUAACGCGCUUGAGAAGGGCGGGGAAGUUGGAGCACUCGCCGGAGCGCAGGAGGGACAGGGCGUGGUUCUGGACGGCGGUGGGCCAGUUGGAAGGGUGGGCGUGGAGGGUGUGGAGCAGGUGCUCUUGGAUCCUGGUUUUUUGGGAGGAAGACGGUUAGUUUAG
Messenger RNA from Thyridium curvatum, 711 nucleotides. RefSeq lists its product as uncharacterized. The transcript is spliced from 2 exons. The coding region runs from base 1 to 711 and encodes 236 amino acids. The record is from RefSeq and is a predicted model, not a curated record. NCBI's taxonomy places the organism in Eukaryota, Fungi, Ascomycota, Sordariomycetes, Thyridiales, Thyridiaceae.